AUGGUCGCGUGCGAGAACUCCGCCGCCGCCAUCAUGGCACCAUCCACCAGCGCCUCCUCCUCAGCCUCUUCUGUCUUGCUCUGCUGCUGCUCCAGCAGCAACUCCUUCAGCCCGGAGUCGGCGUCCUCGCACUCCAGGAACUUCGAGAUGCGGCGCAUGGACACGAUGAAGCGUGCGACGCUCGACAUCGAGACAGGAAUCAUGACGAACGGCAUCUGCAUAAUGUCCAGCAGUGUGAGGGUGGGGAACACGAUGGUCGGCGUCAGCUCGUGCCCGCCCGCGUGGUACAGCACGAAGACCACCGCAACAACGGCGGCGGGGAUCGCAUUUGUGAGGAACGCCACGGCGACGUACAGAAGCUGCGACGUGCGUAGCGCUGCGAGCUCCACGCGCCGCUUCUCCUCGAUGCUUCGAAUGAACGACGGCUCCCACGACAUGAAUUUCGCCACGCGCACGCCGGAAAAGAACUCGUUGGUCGCCUUGAGCCGCGCAUCAGUGGCGCGCGAGAGCGUCGCGAACACGGCGAAGUAUCGCCGCAUCAGGUACCCCUGCAGUGGCAUGAAGAGGAUCAGCACGCCGAAGCCGGCGAAAGCGCACCAGCCGACAAGGCGAUACAGCAGCACGAGCGCGACGACGAGCUGCAACGGGGCGCCGAUGGCGACGGGCAGCAGCUGCGGCAGGCUGCGCGCGCUAUCCAUGUCGCUGCUGAUCAUGUUGACGAUUCGGCCGACGCUCAUCUCCGGUUGCGCUAGCGCCGUGCGGGAGAUGGUGGCGCACUUCUCGAAGAGAACGCCCUGCAGCGCAUUCUGGAACAUGUAG
Molecule: messenger RNA, 819 nt
Organism: Trypanosoma grayi
Lineage: Eukaryota; Euglenozoa; Kinetoplastea; Trypanosomatida; Trypanosomatidae
Exons: 1
Coding region: 1-819 (272 amino acids)
Source: RefSeq, a predicted model, not a curated record